This is a messenger RNA of Plasmodium gallinaceum, 1395 nucleotides long. RefSeq names its product conserved Plasmodium protein, unknown function. The record is from RefSeq and is a predicted model, not a curated record. The transcript has a single exon. Bases 1 to 1395 code for a protein of 464 amino acids. NCBI's taxonomy places the organism in Eukaryota, Apicomplexa, Aconoidasida, Haemosporida, Plasmodiidae.
AUGAAUGAAAAAAUAAAAUGGAACAACAAGAGAACAUGUAAAAUAUAUGGAAAUAAGUUAAAAGACCUUGAACAACACAAAAAAGAUUUUACACUUUUUUAUAUAACUGAUUUAUUAAAUAUAAUUUAUAAUACAUAUAAAAGUAUAAAACCAGUUUAUAUUCAUUUUAUAUGUUCAAAAAAAAAUGAAAAUCUUCAUCCUAAAAAAAAUAAUUUAAUUUAUUAUACUCCUAAUUCUAUUUUAGAGCAAUAUUUUCCUGAGUAUUUCCAAAAUGUUUAUUUUUUAUGUGCUCAUUAUACAAUAUGGGAGAAUAAAAUAAAUGAAAAUAGAAAUGAUACAUAUCAAAAUUAUGCUAAUAAAAAGGAACAUAAUGAACACAAAUUGAAUAACUUGAAUGAAAAUGAUACUAGUCAAAAUAAUGAAAAUAAAGAAACUUUUUACUUUAUUUUUACCUUUUAUAUGGAACCCAAUUUUAUAUGGGAAGAAAUUAAUAUCCCAAUAUUUCAUGAAAGGGGAUAUAUUGAAUGUAAAUUUGAUUCAAUAGAUAACCUAAUGAAAAUAAAUAGUUUUGUAAAUUUGUCAGAUAAUUUAAGAAUAUAUACAUAUAAUAAGACAUUAAUUCAAUAUAUUUUUGAUUUAAGUAAUAAUAAUAAUAUUACAUGUGAUAAUUCCAAUAUUAAUAAAAAUAAAGAAGAUUGCAAUAAUUUCAAAAAUGUGCAUUUGUUGCCAUUUUUUAUAUCAACUGAUUAUUUGCAUAAAAACUGUAAAAUAUGCAAAACAAGGGUUAUAAGUUUUAAUGAAAAAGAUAUAUACUGUAAGAUUGAUGAAGAGGAAAAUCUUCCUAAAAGUAUUUUGCUAUUCAUGAGAAAAAAAUUAAAUACAAAAUUAAAGAGUAUUGAAAAAGAAGCAGCGAAAGAAGAAAGAGAAAGAGAAAGAGAAAGAGAAGUAAAAAUGUUUAAUAAUCAAAAUAGCAUAAAAAAAAAGGUAAAAAAUUAUGAUGACGAUUAUUUCAUUGGUUUAAAUUAUACGAAGGUAAAACAAAUUAUAAAUUUGACUGAUGAUACUUUUAAAAACUACUUUUCUGAUCAAGAACUAGAAAAUGUCCUUUUAAUGAUGAAUAAAAAUAAUUAUUCAAAAAACAAAGAAAAUGCUUAUGUUAUUAAUGAUAAUAUUAUAAAUAUGUAUUUCGAGUUAGAUGAAUAUUAUAACUUUAUAAACAGAAACAAAAAUCAAUUCAAAAAUACACUAAGUGAUCCUUGGCAAUUGGGUAUAGAUCAUAAUAUUGGAAAUGAUAAAAAUAUAUUCGAAAAAAAAAAAAAAUUCUUAAUAAAUGAUUUUAAAAUUCAUAAGCGUUUUAAUAAAAAAAUAAAAAAAAAGAAAAAAAGAGCUGAGUAA